CUAGAGCCAGGAGUCGGUAAAGCUCCUCAACAUCCAGACUGGAAGCUUCAGCUCUCAGCCGAGCGGACCUGGCCAGGCUGCCCGGGUCUUCACUGACCAGCAGCAGCCUCUCUACCGCAUUUUCAGGAGGGGGUGUUGGACAGUGACGCUCAUGUGUAUUUACCCACCCGUGUAUCUGUGGGAAUAAGGACGGGAGUACCGAGCGAUGUCUGCGCCGGGUUUCACAAACCUGGGCAGCUCCGUCAGCUACAGCCAGAACUCAACGCCGAACGGUGGAGCUGCGCCCCCCUAUCAGAAUGGUCCAGCACAGACAUACCCAUCCAUGUAUCCACCUACAAGCUACUAUGGAGCCCCACCUCAACAACAGAGCUACCCCACCAUCCCUGCCCACUCCACUUCUGUUCCCAGCAAAGCGCCCAUUACGAACAGUGCCCACAGUGCUAACUACUAUCAGAACAACCAUCAGCCGCAGCAGCAGCAGCAGCACCAUCACCCCGCUCAGCACCAUGUAGCACCCUCCCCGUACAGUGCUCCCCCGAGGUCUGCCCCUCCUUCUCAGCCAUAUGCCACCCUCCCUUCUUCAGCACCUCCACCAUCAAACACCCAGUACAACCAACAGCCAUUCCAGCAGCAGCAUCCACCCUACGCCACUCCAGGAUCCUACUAUGGACAGCAGUCGUACCACGCUCCCCCUGCGCAGCAUCCUCCUCAACAACAGCAGCAGCAGCAGCAGCAGUCUAGUUUGGUUCCUGCACCAGCUAGUGGUCCCGGAGCUCCUCUCUACCCCAUCGUUUCGUACCCGUCGGCACCAGGGAGUAGCCAGUACGGCACCCUGAGUUCCUCGCAGAGCACCUCCACUUCUGGAGUCAUGCCCCUCCACAUGGGUGCACCCCUUCAUCAGUACAGCACGUCUCAGCCAGCCUCGACGACACCAGUGCAGCCGGGGUAUGGCGUGGCUCCUCCCAGUCAGAUGGCGCCAACGGUCAAUGGGCAAGGAAGCACAGCCCAGACCACAGUCCACCAACACUAUGACCAAAGCCACCAGGCACCUCAGAGCUAUGACUCCUACGGCAGGGUCACUCACAGCGCUGGUGGGGCAGACGCAGACCGACCGCCCUCAGGAACCCCCUCCACUUCAGUCCAUUCUUCACCGGGCCACCACCAAGGCAUGCAGUAUGGAUAUGUUGCUAAUAGUGGAGCUAGCUCUGCCUCUGCCGCCACCUCAGGCCCAGCAGCAGCCCCCUCGUCAUCCAGCUCUGAUGAUGAUGAUGAUGAGGAGGAGGAGGAUGAGGAAGCAGGUGGUGAUACUUCCUCCUCCACUACUGGCAGUGCGUCUCCGGUGCCCAACAGCUAUGAUUCUCUUGAAGGUGGCAGCUAUCCAGACUCGAUGCCACCCUCUAAUGAUAUGACCAACCAGGCUCAGCCCUAUGGUAGCUAUGGUUACCCCAACAUGCAGCCAGCCUAUCGGCAGGGACCGGCCUCCCACGCUGACGCUUCCCCGACUCACGACCUCUACGGCCAGGCGAGCUACCAGCAGUACUCCCAGCCCUUUCCGAACCUGUCCCAGCUGUCUGCGGCCCUGGGGGGGCUGAGUGGAGUGCCAGAGUUGGAGGUGGAGGCCCUGAGGCCGGUUAACCUGCUGCAGGAGAGGAACCUGCUGCCUCCCAGGCCCCUGGAGGCUCCUGAACCCAACCUCACCCCUGACCUCAAGAAGGUCAAUUGCAGUCCACAGACGUUCAGGUGUACGCUGACUAGCAUCCCUCAGACCCAGGCUUUACUCAACAAGGCCAGGCUUCCUCUGGGCCUCCUCCUUCACCCCUUCAGAGACCUACAGCAGUUACCAGUGAUCACGUCGAACACGAUAGUGCGCUGUCGCUCCUGUCGCACCUACAUCAAUCCCUUCGUCACCUUCCUGGACCAGCGCAGGUGGAAGUGUAACCUCUGCUACCGGGUGAACGAUGUCCCAGAUGAGUUUAUGUACAACCCAGUCACCAGGUCGUAUGGUGAGCCUCACAAAAGACCAGAGGUUCAAAACUCCACUGUGGAGUUCAUCGCCUCCUCGGACUACAUGCUGCGACCUCCUCAGCCGGCGGUCUACCUGUUUGUCCUCGAUGUGUCUCACAAUGCUGUGGAAGCAGGUUACUUGAAGUACUUCUGUGAAUCACUUCUUGAGAACCUGGAUAAGUUGCCCGGGGAUACACGCACCAGGGUGGGCUUCCUCACCUUCGACAGCACCAUCCACUUCUACAACCUCCAGGAGGGACUCUCCCAGCCGCAGAUGCUGGUGGUGUCAGACAUAGAUGAUGUCUUCAUACCGUCUCACGACAGCCUGAUGGUGAACCUAAAGGAGAGCAAAGAGCUGGUGAAGGACCUGCUGACCUCUCUGCCGGCCAUGUUCAGUCAGAGCAGGGAGACCCACAGCGCCCUCGGCCCGGCGUUACAGGCCGCCUUCAAGCUCAUGUCACCCACCGGGGGCCGCGUCACCGUUUUCCAGACCCAGCUGCCCACGCUGGGCGCUGGAAAGCUGCAGUCGAGGGAAGACCCCAACCAGCGCUCCAGCACCAAGGGAGUGCAGCACCUCGGCCCUGCCACAGACUUCUAUAAGAAACUCGCACUGGACUGCUCAGGACAACAGAUCGGGGUGGAUCUUUUCUUGCUCAGCUCCCAGUACGCCGACCUCGCCUCGCUAGCUUGUAUCUCCAAGUAUUCGGCGGGCAGCGUCUUUUACUACCCCUCCUUUCAUUACAUCCACAACCCGGCACAGCUGGAGAAAUUCCAAAAGGAUCUCGAGCGCUACCUCACCAGGAAGAUCGGCUUCGAGGCGGUUAUGAGAAUACGAUGCACUAAAGGUUUAUCCAUCCACACGUUCCACGGUAACUUCUUUGUGCGCUCCACCGACCUGCUGUCCCUGGCCAAUGUGAACCCAGACUCUGCCUUCGCUGUCCAGAUGUCGAUCGAAGACUCUCUGGCAGACUCAUCUCUGGCCUGCUUCCAGGCUGCUCUGCUCUACACCUCCAAUAAAGGAAAGAGACGCAUCCGAGUUCACACUCUGUGUCUGCCGGUCGUCAACCAGCUGAGCGACGUGUACGCUGGCGCUGACGUCCAAGCCAUCACUUGUCUGCUAGCCAACAUGGCCAUCGACCGGUCGAUAUCGUCCAACUUGUCAGACGCUCGGGACGCCCUGGUGAACGCGGUGGUGGACUUGGUGACCGCCUACAAGAGCAACGUGUCGAACCUGCAGCAGUCCGGCCUCGUCGUCCCCGCCUCCAUGCGUCUGUUCCCGCUCUACAUCCUGGCUCUGCUCAAACAGAAAGCGUUGCGGACGGGCACCAGCACGCGGCUGGACGAGCGGGUCUUCGCCAUGUGCGAGUUCAAGACGCAGCCGCUGCAGCAGCUGAUGAGGAUGGUUCAUCCCGACCUGUACAGGAUGGACAACAUGUCAGACCAGGGGGCGCUCCAUCUGAACGACACAGUGGUUCCACAACCUCAUCUGCUCCACCUGUCUGCGGAGAGGCUGAGCAGAGAUGGAGCUUUCCUCAUGGACUGUGGCAACGUGUUUUACCUGUGGAUCGGAAAAUGCUGCAACGAGAUGUUCAUACGAGACGUUCUGGGCUGCCCCAACUACGCUUCAGUCCCCCCCAACAUGGGGUCAAUGCAGAGCCCCAGAGCCACCAACAAAAACCCCCACGUCAAACCACAGAGUCACAUUCCCGAGCUGGAGACUCCUCUGUCCGAGAGGGUGCGAGCGUUCCUCGACUGGCUGCAGGACAACAGAGCGUUCAGCUCGACAAUACACGUAGUCAAGGACGAUGCUUCGGCUAAAGCCACUUUCUUCCAGCACCUGGUGGAGGAUCGGUCCGAGUCGGCUUUGUCCUACCACGAGUUCCUGCAGCACGUUCAGCUGCAAAUGUCCAAGUAGGCUCCCAUCACACUGAGAGACACUCAGACCGAGUGCGAGGACGGAUUCACAGCCUCGUAGAGCGAAAACUAGCGUUAGCCAAUGACGGACACCCAUCGCGUCCUCAGAACCAGUUUUAGCGAAGGUUGGUCACCUCCCCUUCCUUUUAAACCCGUCUUAUUAAACAAAUCAACCCUCGAAGCUCCUCGGUCAUCUGUGAUUUGACCAUCAGAAGGGGAGGAAGGGAGGGUGAUAGUUGUAGAAAAGAAUAAAGGAUUAUGGGAGUAAAUGAAUAAAUGAAUGAAUGAAGGAAACAGGGAUUUGUUACAUGUGAAAAUGAAUUAUUGAAAACGCUCCUCCAGCGUCUCCUCGCUGCCUCCGAACCACGGUCAAACCCCGUUUAGCCUCUCGUCAGAUCCAUCACUCAUGAGAAAAGGGAGGGGGGAGAGAAAGUCGAGCCAAGAAGAUGCCACUUCAGUACGUUUUUUAGUUUAAUUUGUUUCCGUGAGCCUCACAUGUAGCUAGUGCUGUCUUUUUUUAUUUUAUAAAUUAUUCCCUUCCCGUCACUCCCUCAGUUUGAUCGUUAAGACCAUUUUGAAUACACUGGAGAACAGAAACAUGCAUUCCUUCUGUUGCUUUUCGGCAUGUGCUUUGAAACACGCAUGUCACCGUUUUGUUUGCUGCUAGUCCGAGGAUAGACGACGACCGGGAACAUUAUUUCAACAAGUGGUUGGACGUUGUUUGGAAAAAGAAAAAGAAAAAAAAGCCUCCCGUCGGCUCCCUCUUCUCUGCUCCGCUUUAUGAACUGAUUUUGUCGAGCUCAGACAAAACAAAAGGCCCCAACUGUCAACAAUCUUACCCUCAUUUGUUUGUUUUAUUUUGUUUCUCCGGGCGCUAACUCGAGUUGCUAUCCACUUUGUAACUAUUGAAAAGAAUCUUUUAUGUGCGAUAAUUUAUGAACCAGCUUAUUAAAUAAAAAACAAAAACAGAA
Lates calcarifer (barramundi perch) is the source of this 4889-nucleotide messenger RNA. It is a transcript of the gene sec24b, whose product is annotated as SEC24 homolog B, COPII coat complex component. Lineage: Eukaryota; Metazoa; Chordata; Actinopteri; Centropomidae. Gene Ontology annotation, molecular function: SNARE binding; zinc ion binding. The record is from RefSeq and is a predicted model, not a curated record. Gene Ontology annotation, biological process: COPII-coated vesicle cargo loading; intracellular protein transport; endoplasmic reticulum to Golgi vesicle-mediated transport. Gene Ontology annotation, cellular component: COPII vesicle coat; endoplasmic reticulum exit site.